AUAUGUAGUUGGUGGGGCACACAUUGAGUUAAGAAGUGCGUUGCCCGUUUAAAUCUCCAUCGCGACGACUUGGUUUGACAAUCCGUAGAGGUUCAGAGAUCUCAAAUUAAACGGAGACAACGACGCGACCACCGAAACGGAACAGCUGACACAGUUUGACUAAAGCCUCGACAUGCCUGUGGCGUCGACUGGCACCGAGCAUGUGGUACCCCCUCAGGUCCUGGAUACCCUGAGUGACAGCAACAGCUCCACCACCGCCAAUGACCUGGACCUCAUCUUCCUCAAAGGCAUCAUAGACAGCCCCGUGGAGCCAGAGAGUCUGGAGGAGACCAGGUUGGAGGCGGUGAGGGACAACAAUGUAGAGCUGGUCGAGGAGAUCCUCAGAGAGCUGAGUCCCUUCACACACCAAAGCAACACCGCAGCAGAGCUCACGCGCAUCCUCAACGAACCCCACUUUCAGUCUCUGCUGGAGACCCAUGACUCGGUGGCGUCCCAGGUGUGUGACACUCCUCCCCCCAGCCCCUGUGCCUACAUGGAGCCCCCCGUCAGCAACCAGCCCGUGCCCCCAGAUGCCGUCCGGAUGGUGGGCAUCCGCAAAGUGGCUGGUGAACACCUGGGCGUGACAUUCCGUGUGGAGGCGGGGCAGCUGGUGAUUGCCAGGAUCCUCCACGGAGGGAUGAUUGACCAGCAGGGUCUCCUCCACGCGGGUGACAUCAUCAAGGAGGUGAACGGGAAGGAGGUGGGUGAGGACCCGAGGGUGCUGCAGGAGAUGCUGCAGGAUGCCAGCGGCGGCGUGGUGCUCAAGAUCCUCCCCAGCUAUCAGGAGGGCCAUGCGCCAGGACAGGUGUUUGUGAAGUGUCACUAUGACUACGACCCGGCCAAUGACAACCUGAUCCCGUGUAAAGAGGCGGGGCUUAAAUUCUAUACCGGUGACAUCCUGCAGAUCGUCAAUCAGGAUGACCUCAACUGGUGGCAGGCUCGUCGUUGUGUGGAGGGAGGAAGUGCUGGGCUGAUCCCCAGUCAGCUGCUGGAGGAGAAGAGAAAAGCCUUUGUCAAGAGAGACGUGGAGCUAGCCCCCCCAGGAAACCUCUGUACUGGAGUGGCGGGAAAGAACAAGAAAAAAAAGAUGAUGUAUCUAACUACUAAGAAUGCAGAGUUUGACAGGCAUGAGUUACUGAUCUAUGAGGAUGUUGCCAAGGUGCCUCCGUUCCGCAGGAAGACGUUGGUUCUGAUUGGUGCUUUGGGAGUGGGCCGACGCAGCCUGAAGAACAAACUGCUGCUGUCUGACCCACAACACUACGGCACCACCAUCCCCCACACCUCCAGAAAGCCAAAGUCAGGGGAGCGGGAAGGCCAGAUGUAUGCCUUCACCUCGCGGAGCAAGAUGGAGGCAGACAUCAAGAACGGUCACUACCUGGAGCAUGGCGAGUACGACGGCAAUCUCUACGGCACCAAGAUGGACUCCAUCCAUGAGGUGGUGGAGGCCGGUCGCAUCUGUGUACUGGACGCCAAUCCUCAGGCCUUGAAGGUACUGCGGACGUCUGAGUUCCUGCCUUACGUGGUGUUCAUCGAGGCCCCUGAUUUUGAGGUCCUCAAGGCCAUGAACCAGUCGGCCAUCGAGACUGGAGUCGUCACCAAGCAGUUGACGGACUCAGAGCUGAAGAGAACAGUGGACGAGAGCGCCCGCAUCCAGACGGCCUACGGACACUACUUUGACCUCACCAUCGUCAACGACAACCUGGACGAGAGCUACAGGAACCUGAAGGCAGCUCUGGAGAAGGUCUCUGCUACCCAGCAGUGGGUCCCAGUCACCUGGGUCUUCUAGUGGGAGACAGAAGGACAAGAGGGUGGUGUUGAACACUUGUUCUCUCAUUCAUCAACACAAGACAUCCGAUGAUACUGUCUGGCUCAUCAUCACAGUGACCUCUGGACCUCUGACCUUUGGACCCCAUACAUAAGACUGAACUGACAGCAUUCUUUUUGCUGUGUACAUAUUGCUUUUGGAAAUUUGUCGACAAAACGUCAAGGAUUUUCUUGUUUGGGCAUUAUGUGAUUCUGGUGUGUGUGUGUGCGUGUGUGUGUCUGUGUGUGUGUGUGCAUUCGUGUGGUUGCAGAGUGUCUUUACCAUAAUCAUGUUCAUAACAUCGAUUCUUUAGGUUGGCAAUGUUUCAUCAAUAUUUAUAUGAAUCAUUAGAUGGACAUUCAGAAUAUUAAAUAGAUAAUCUUACAUGUAAACAGUGGUAGAUGGCCUUCUACUGUUUAUGUCUUCACUACAGGUCUGACAUGCAGACAGGCAGGCAGGCAGGCAGACAGACAGACCCAGCUGUCUUAUUCCCCAAAUUCUAUUUUUAUUACCACAUUCUAUUCUUAUUACCACAUUCUAUUUUUUUGUAUGGGGAGUUCAAGUUGAAACCCUUUUUGACACCUACUAUUGGGUAUUUCUUUUUUCUAUCAUUUCAAAAAGGCAAGACACUGAGGUGUGAACAUAAAACAUUCAAAUCAUUUGAAGAUAGCAUGUAGAUACAUAGAGAGAUGUGUAUGAUAGAUAGACUGUAAGUGCAACCGUUAUUUAUGUGACUACACAGACACUUUUUAUAUUUCUUUUUGACGUGUCAAAAGCCCUCUUAAUAUUUUAUUUCAUAAAAAUACUAUUUCCACCCAGGUCUGCUGUAAAGUACAGUACACACCAAUUUGACAAAUAAACGGCUCUAGAAUUUUACACGAUGGGUUCCUUGCUGUUGGUUUCAAAGAAGGCCUUCUGGAGCCAUUUACCACGUAACCAACAGCAAGGAACCCAUCAAGUAAAAUUCUGGAGCCAUUUACUUGUUAAACUGGGCAGACCUUUUUAUUACGCUUUCGUAACAGAGGAUCUUGUGAUGCAGUAGUACAGGAUGCGUGGUCUAUUGAGUCAGUUGAAAUCGAUGCACCCCAGGCUUUGGGAAAUUUGGUGAUCAUUUGUUUGGGAAGAGAAAGCUAAAGGCAGAUGACCCCAGCGUUCUGGGUCGUAUUCACUAGACACGAAACAGAAGAUAACAGACUUCCUAUAGAAGACGCUUGUUUUUGUUUUCUGUUGCGAAACAUUUAGCUUUAAUGUGCCCUAAUGAAUAUGACCCUGGAAACUCCAGAGGAAUGACACACAACAAUGACAAGUUUGUGUACUCCCGAUGAGUAUAAGGUCAUAGUUUCUUCCUUUUAGUAUGGUUUCUACAUUCCAUGAUGCUCACAUGUAUCCAUGGCAUUUUCAAAUACAAAGAAUAUGAGUUUGGAGAUUUCAAUUAGAUUAAUUCAUGAUUGAAUGAUUUCAAGAUGCUUCUGUAUUUGACUGUGUAUCAGUCACAGUUUCUAGACGUACUGUAAAUGACAGACUGUGAAUGUAGAUAUACAGUAGACUAGAGGCAAACGCUAACUACAGUGACAGUGUGUUGUUUAUAGGAAAAUGAACUAUACAUUUGAUGAUGUCCACAAUUAAAUGCAUAAAAUCAAUGAGA
Messenger RNA from Salmo salar (Atlantic salmon), 3488 nucleotides. Its product is annotated as MAGUK p55 subfamily member 2. The record is from RefSeq and is a predicted model, not a curated record. Gene Ontology annotation, molecular function: protein binding. Lineage: Eukaryota; Metazoa; Chordata; Actinopteri; Salmoniformes; Salmonidae.